AUGCCUAAUAUUGUAAGGAGUCAACUUAAAGGUGGCAUUAUACCACCUCGCCGGGCACUCAUUACAGUGUGGGCGCUCUGGCAGUAUCCCAGCCCACGUACAACCAUGAAUUGUACAUACACAAAUAAACUCGUGCCAUAUCGGCCGUCGCGUGGUGCCAUCAGCCGGGUCGCCUUACUUGCUGCAUACAGCAGGGCGGGUAGGCGAAAACAGGCUACUGCUGACACCUCCCUUCUUUCUCCUUCACAUACAUCUUCCCCCUCUCCCCACCCCAUUAACAACUCUCUUCUUGUAGGCCCAGCACCUAGGACUGAUGACUCCGUUCGUUAUGCAUCGGUUUUGCGUGCAGCAUCUGCUCGUCACAUGGUGCCGACAUCUUCAGGAAUCUCCAAAUCAAUCCUCAAGCCUCGACACCCAGUCUAUCUGGCCGCGUUCAAUGGAAUAAUCUGUGUUUCAAACAGCGGCGAACUGAAGGAGGUUCCUUGCUGGGCUGUAGCAGUAUCCCAGUACAGUCAUAACCGACUGCCAUUCGUUUGCCACACGGAGUUCAACGUUGAAAUCAUGUUUACCGUAGUCGGUGAUUCAAGUGUGCUUUUAAACCAGACGACACCGUUGGUUGAAGAAGUGAGAACUGACCGUAAUUCGAGCUACGCAAACCCAAAGGGGCAAGGCGGCGGUGCUUUUUUCCGACAAAGUCUUGUGGAAGUGGAAAACUUGAACCAGACUUAUACCAUUAUCUUGCUCACGAGUUUCAUGAUAGCCGUCAGUAUCAUGAAGGUCUUCUACAGUCUGAAGCUAUGGUAUUUUCACUUUAUUCCUGAAUCGCUCUCACUUCUGGGCAUCGGAGUGAUAUUUGGGUGUGUCAUGAAGUAUUUUGGUAUGAAAGUUCGCUUCCUCACUGAACAAACGUUUUUUGUCCUUUUUCUUCCACCGAUCAUAUUCGAAGCCGUUCUGCACCUUCAGAAAACAUACUUCAUCAGAAACCUACCAGUAAUAUUAAUCUUUGGGUUUAUCGGAACGUUUUUCAACUUUAUCUUUCUUACCCUUAGUUUUUUACUAUUAAAUGAAACGUCGAUUUUCUCAUCGGAGGGGCUACGUUUGCACCCAACAGCUCUGAUUCUGUUUGCGAUCCUAGUGGGUUCAAUCGAUGCAACAAUGGUGCUCGGUAUUCUCGGAGAGCUCCACGUUAACCCUAGUUUGUACUUUAUUUUUCUCGGAGAAUCCGUGAUUAAUGAUGGGGUUAUCGUUGUCCUAUUUAAUUAUGUUCACACCAUUAGUUGUCAACCACAAUACGUGAGCAGACAGGGAGCUCACCUUCUCAUUGCUUAUGGUAUAUUAGUACUGGUCGUUAAAAUUGUUGGUAGUUGCAUUCUCGGAGCUACUAGUGGCUGUCUGACUUGUUUCGUAACAAAAUAUACCUACAGUUACACGGUUAUAGAACCCUUGCUAGUUUUAAGCUCUUGCUACCUUACCUAUCUGUUUGACUACAGCAUAAGUUGGUCGGGCGUUUUUUCUCUUCUAUUCUUUGGCCUUAUUCAACUUUCUUACACUUUCGAAAACAUAUCCCCGAAAUCCCGUUUGACGAUAAAGCUAUUCACGCAUAUGACUGCAGCUACCUCAGAAUCCCUAAUCUUUCUCACCAUUGGAUAUAAUCUCGUAGUCCACAUGUCAAAAUGGUACACAAACUUCAACUUGAUCGCUCUGUGCUUGUGCACAUUAUCACGUUUUUUGGUGGUCUACACAUUAUCAUCACUGGCUGGCUGGUUUAAUUGGUUAUCAAAUCCGAUUUCACCUUCAAUGAAGCUAAUUAUAGCGCUGUGUGGGAUGCACGGACCCAUCAGCCAUAGCCUAGUGGAAAUUGUGAAACCCACAUGUGUCAUCCCGCUGGGCUUACAUCCAAGCAUGUUGCAGACUACGGUAUUGUUCAUUGCCUUUGUUACCGUGAUCAGUAUGAGCAUCUUAAUUCGACCACUGUUAUGUGUAUUCCGGAUGAAAGUGGAGAAGCAGCCGCUGAGUUUGUUCACCAUGCUCAACGAACGGAUGAUAAAGAAAAUGCUGGAUGGUGUGGAGGUCAUCACUGGUUUCGGUGGAGGCAACAAACUAACCACGAGGAUAUUCACGUGGGAAAAACGCCUGCGGAGAUUCCUUCUGCGUGAACAUGCUACGCACGAUGAACUCGUCAAAGUGUUUGGAAAGAUUAUGAUGAACUUACAUUAUGCAAGUCUAGCUUCAACAUCAGCCGAAGUUGAACAUUACCUAUCUCGGCUAGCUCCAACUGCAAAGAUUUUAACAGCACGUCAGGACCCUUUAAACCCAAUGCCUAGAAAGAAUAGCCAGAAACCUGAAUUUGGAAGUGAGAUUUUUCGUUCCUACGUAGCACUUCCAAUGGAUGACAUUCUUGAAUCAAGUAUGUGGAAAACCGAAUUAGCCAAGGAGUUCCUACAAGUGCAGUCAAUAAUGGGAAUGGCUAAAUCACGAGAGACGUGCGGUAAUUUUAAGGCUGUUAGCUUCAGUGGCUCCGAAGUACACCCAGAUCAACCGUUGGCCGGGCUAAAGCGCAGACCAAAACUGCCAGAUAACUUCAUCGAUGGUGAGUUUUCCGUAACGGAUGAGACCGUUGGAAAUCGGUCUGACAGCAUCAAGGUAACGUCGAAAUAUAACACAUCCAGCUCCAGCACAUCGUCCAUCAGUUCCAUCAAUGUCGUUGGGAAGCAGCCAACCUGCACCAGAAUGAUCCACCUAAUGAAGACAAUAGGAACAAAACUUCAACCAGUGGAACUUAACCCAGACAGAGGGAUUACAGAAAUUCAGCGUGUAAAAGCUCAACUUGGAGAACAUCUGUCUUACGCUGAUCGAAUGCGCCACGCCAUCACACUCAAACAAUCUGCACUACGGAGACAACGGUUGGGAACAAGUGAACGAAAACGCCAUGUGAUGCACCUUUUUCCGUCCAGAAAUUCUGUCGACAACUUAGUGCCACGUACCGUGAUGCUGACUACACUGGAACAAGCACAAAGUUCACAGAGAACUACGGGCCAUCCAACAACUAAGAAAAAAGCUCUCAGUUUGCUCAACCUGCAAGAAAUGAGUCUGAUGAAUACAGAUUUUGAGAACAAUAAACGGAAGGACCAUGAGAAAGCGGAACAGUAG
Opisthorchis viverrini is the source of this 3150-nucleotide messenger RNA. RefSeq lists its product as hypothetical. Gene Ontology annotation, molecular function: sodium:proton antiporter activity. The transcript has 7 exons. Bases 1 to 3150 code for a protein of 1049 amino acids. The record is from RefSeq and is a predicted model, not a curated record. Gene Ontology annotation, biological process: sodium ion transport; regulation of pH; proton transmembrane transport. Lineage: Eukaryota; Metazoa; Platyhelminthes; Trematoda; Opisthorchiida; Opisthorchiidae. Gene Ontology annotation, cellular component: membrane.